AUGCCGCUCGUCACUUCGCUGCUGUUCCGCUGCGCCACUGAGAGUGAGGCAGAAGUGAAUCCCAAAGCUUACCUGGCUGAUGCACAGCUCACCAAAACACUGCUGGAUCUCGUGCAGCAAUCCUGCAACUAUAAGCAGCUGCGCAAGGGAGCCAAUGAAGCCACCAAAACACUGAACCGAGGGAUAGCGGAGUUCAUUGUGAUGGCAGCAGAUGCGGAGCCCUUGGAGAUCAUCCUGCACCUCCCUCUUCUCUGUGAGGACAAGAAUGUACCUUACGUGUUUGUGCGCUCCAAGCAAGCCCUGGGCCGGGCAUGUGGUGUUUCCCGGCCCGUCAUCGCCUGCUCCAUCACCAUCAAGGAGGGAUCACAGCUAAAGCCUCAGAUCCAGUCUGUGCAGCAAGCUAUAGAAAGACUGUUGGUCUAAAUGCCCAUGAGUUGAAGUGUGUGUGGAAUAGGAAAGCUGAAGUCAGGGGAAUUAAUAUCUAGCUUCAGUUGAAAUUACAGUUUUUAUAUCAAUGUUUCAUUCAGAACACCACAGUUUUGUUUACUAAUGGCUUAAUUCUUAGUGUUUCUGCCUUUCAUCCCCCCCUCUUUUUCUAUUAUUCCAUUCCAGCACAUUCAUUCUCAUUGUAUUACUUCUUGAAAAGUGAUUGUACAACUGUAUUUCCUGUUUAAUGUCUAAAAGAAAGGAAAAAAAAAAAAAAAUCCCUCCUCCAUGUUUGCCUGCUCAGGGCUUUUUAACCCACCCAGGAGCUUCCUCUGUGCUGCAGUAUUUCUGCUAAGCUUCAGCCUCUAACAGGUAUGAGUAACUGUGUUUAUGAAUUGUUGGUUCCCCACACGGUGUGUGCAUGCAGACUGCUGGAGUUGUUGCUUAAAGUGAUGGAGCAGCACAGACCAUGCAUAAGGCAGGCAGCGGCUACUGUGUGGCAGUGGACGGAGCCAAGAUCACACAUAGCACAACCCUUUUUCUUCUUGAAACCAGACAAGAGACUUCUGUAAGAGGUAUAGGAAGGAGCACAAAUCUUAUGGCAGUCCACAAGGGGAAAUCUCUUAUCUCGCUUACUUUUAAAUACUGACUUUUUAAUAAAAAUAAAAUUGCUGACAAAGAUAAACAUAAUUGUCAUUCCCUUUGGGAAGCAUUUGCAACUAAUGGAAGUGUUUCUACUUGUAACUCUAAACUGUUCAGAGAUUGCCUAAAGGCUAUUGCAGUGUAGUAGUUCAUACUUAAGUACAAAGAGAGCAGCCUGCUGUGGCUGACAAAUACCCUACCAUGUGUGCUUUUAGGGAAGCUGCUGUACUGUAGUCACCUGACUGAAGAUGAACCCUUUAAGUCAUGGCCAAGACAACAGAGAGCAAGUAUUUCUUUCAUAUAAAUCAAGAAAAGGAUGCUAGAUGAUCUCAUGUUCUUGAAAAGUGUGAUGUACCACCAGCAUUGUGGAUUAGUGGUGGUUUUGUGGAGCUAGCUUUCGUUAAAUGCAUAGUGUAUAAUAAAUCCACUUAUUGCUCUGAGCAGAAGAGUCUAAACACUAUUGGAAAGGGUCAUAUCAAACCUGUAUUCUAUUGCAGGAUGCCAAAGCAAAGCUAGUGUGGAAAGACCCAUAGGUGCAAUAGCACAAGGGAAAGUGGGUUCUCCUGUAAUGUUUCCAUAGAGACACUAACUUCAUACCUUUGGUAAGUACAUCCCAAGCAGAUGAAAUCAGCUCGUGAAAGACUGAAGACAAAGCAUGUCUGUAUAUUUUGUAAAUGGUUGAUAACUAAUAUCCUUGCUGAGGUGAACUUAACACAAAGGUUUUAGCGUCCUUUCAUUUGUAUGAAGUUUAGAAAGGCUGCAGUUCCCUUAUACUGAUGUUGACUGUUGAGCUGGUUGUGUUUUAAAACCACAACUUUGCAAAGAGUUUGCCCUGUUGUACCAUGCCAGGACAGCUGAUGUAAGGCAACACAUAAAGAGCAGAAAUAAAGGAUUCUUGAGCAAGUGA
Tyto alba (common barn owl) is the source of this 1975-nucleotide messenger RNA. It is a transcript of the gene SNU13, whose product is annotated as small nuclear ribonucleoprotein 13. Gene Ontology annotation, cellular component: precatalytic spliceosome; box C/D methylation guide snoRNP complex; U4/U6 x U5 tri-snRNP complex. Lineage: Eukaryota; Metazoa; Chordata; Aves; Strigiformes; Tytonidae. The record is from RefSeq and is a predicted model, not a curated record. Gene Ontology annotation, molecular function: RNA binding. Gene Ontology annotation, biological process: maturation of SSU-rRNA; ribosome biogenesis; mRNA splicing, via spliceosome.